Messenger RNA from Copidosoma floridanum, 683 nucleotides. Its product is annotated as venom serine protease inhibitor-like. The record is from RefSeq and is a predicted model, not a curated record. NCBI's taxonomy places the organism in Eukaryota, Metazoa, Arthropoda, Insecta, Hymenoptera, Encyrtidae.
GUGCGCAAAACUCAUUACCGCAAAAACUUUUAGUGCUAACAAGGAAAAAAUAUCAAUAAUAUUUUCCGCGUUUUGAUUUAUGACAAGUACAAGCAUACACGGAUAUCACCGGCUGAAGAGACAGCUAUAAAAUAACUUGUAUAUUUUGGUAUUGAGUCAUUUAAGAGAUACGCGAACCAAAAUGAAUAAGAGUAUCGCAGUGCUUUUUUUGCUUUUUGUAAGCAUCAAUAUAAUUUGGGCAUAUGCAUCACACAGGUGUCCGGCUAAUCAAACAUUCACCGAAUCUGGUUCCGCCUGUCCACCAAGAUGCAAUGUAAGAUCAGUGAAGGCUCCAGCCAGAUGUCUUGCAAUUAGUUUUGAGCCAAAGUGCAGGUGCAAUCCGGGAUACAUAAUAAAAGGGAACAAUUGUGUCAAAUCAAAAGACUGUUGAGGCAUCCAGUUCGUUUUUCAGUACCCAUCUUUCUUUUAAUGAAAUUUUCGCACGUCUAUAAAAAUUAGUAGAAAUGGGAUGAAAUAGAAAUCAGGAUUUUAAACAAGUACUGUUGGAUUACAAGUUUAUCUCUCUAUAACCACUUGCCGAACACAUGAAAGUGCUUAAUUAAAUGUGAUUUUUCAUUCCUUCACCAAUUUACUUAUUUUAUUUGUCAAUGAAUUAUAAUCGAUUUGAUAACCACAUAAAAAAA